Messenger RNA from Branchiostoma floridae (Florida lancelet), 3164 nucleotides. RefSeq names its product nuclear pore complex protein Nup107-like. Gene Ontology annotation, molecular function: structural constituent of nuclear pore. Gene Ontology annotation, cellular component: nuclear pore outer ring; nuclear pore. Lineage: Eukaryota; Metazoa; Chordata; Leptocardii; Amphioxiformes; Branchiostomatidae. The coding region runs from base 79 to 3009 and encodes 976 amino acids. The record is from RefSeq and is a predicted model, not a curated record. Gene Ontology annotation, biological process: protein import into nucleus; regulation of DNA-templated transcription; post-transcriptional tethering of RNA polymerase II gene DNA at nuclear periphery. The transcript is spliced from 19 exons.
CCAUUUAUUCAAGUAAGGGAUCAUAGUUUGGAAAUCUUACCCUUAGUUUGGAAUUAUGGAAUAGUCUAGUCGUUCAAAAUGGCGUCGGCGGGAAAAAAAAAUUUCCAGUCUGAUCGGAAACCUCCGGGAGAUCGGCUGUCUGCGUCCUUCACGGACACCGCAGACUCCACCAUCGGGGUUAUUUGGCAAAUGUCACAGGAAGGAGAGUUCAACCCAAGCGCGAUGGAUGAGGCUUUGGACAAGAGACGACAGCUCCGCAAGAACUUCAGGCCAUCGUUCCCGACUGCGGCCCUCGCAGCGUCCCCCGCGGUACGACAGGAGGCAGCCAGCAGGACGCUACGCAGGAGAAGCACUAAUGUGGAGAAAUCCCUCCAGCUCCUGGACCAGGCAGUCGGCACCACCCCUGGCCCGGUGCUGCGGAUGGCGCGUACACCGGCGAGCCAGCUGCGUCACACCAGCUACACGCCGCGCCCCGUCCCCUCCACCUCACAGUUUGAUGUCAGCAUGACCCUGGGAAUGACCCCUGCCAAGUCCAUGCCUCUAUCACAGUCUAUGGUACACACACCUGCUCAGAGGCCACCUUCCACUAUGGAGAUGUUCACCCCAGGUGGGGUCACUGAGGACAUCACAUCUACCAACAUGUCACUACUACUGGAGGAGGAUCCAGGCUUGGCAGCAUCCUCAGGUGUGUACACAGACUUCAUGCAGUGUCUGCGGGGCAAGCCGACCUCCAAGGAAGUGUUUGAGCUGCUCGAUGAGUACCAGCAGGUGUGCUGCGAGCAGGUGUCCCUGCUGAAGAGGAUUGUGAAGAAGGUGACGACAGUGCAGAACAAGUUCCAGCUGACCCUGACAGUUCUACAGCUGUUACAGCAGGAGAAGUGCACCUGGAGACUCUUGUUCUCCAUGUACAAGGACAGAAUCCAGUCCGAGUUCUCGGAGUCAGAAGCAAUGAUGACAGAUUUGGUCAACAACAACGUGAGCGAGCGCAAGAUCGUGGAGGCACUGUUUGAUCGGGAAGCCUCAACCAGACAGAGCCAGCUGGUUAUUGACUGGCUGGAGAGAAACGCAGCAGACGAGGUGGUAGACUUUUACGAGAAAGUGGAGUUUUACUCCCAGUCAGUUUGUUGGGAGAACACACUCCACACACUACAGCAGGGAACCGGCCUGGCCCAGGGUAGCAGGGCGCUGGUGACGGAGAUGGACCCUGAUGCACCCAUCCGACAGCAGCGCCUCCUAGCGGAUCUGGACAAGGAGGAUGAAGUGCGCCUGCUGAAGUACAUUUUUACCUACCUGCGAGCCGGGCAGUUGGAGGAGGCCCAGAGACUGUGUAGGAAGUGUGGCCAGUCCUGGCGAGCAGCCACUCUUGAAGGAUGGAGACUCUACCAUGAUCCUAACAUGGAGGGGGUUUCCAGUGAGUUAGCACCAGUAGAAGGGAACCCUAACCGAGAUGUGUGGAAGACAGUGUGCUGGAGGAUGGCGCAGGACGAACACGUUCACAUGUACGAGAGAGCGAUAUACGCUGCACUAAGCGGGAACCUGAAGGAGCUGUUGCCUGCCUGUGAAUCCUGGGAAGACUGGCUGUGGGCUUACUACAAGGUGAUGGUGGACUCCCGCGUGGAGCAGGAGAUCCGCACGGUACGGGGGGACCGCCCGCUGGAGCCCCUCCCACCUGCAUACUGGGACAAGGUCCUAACACCAGAGGCCAUCUUCAAGGAACUCCAGUCAUCUCCUCAUGAUGGAGUGAAGUCAGAAGCGGAGGAACCGUUCCACACCAUCCAGAAGUACAUCAUUCUGGGGGAUGUGGAUGGGUUGAUAGAGACCAUGAGUGAGUGGAUAAAUGGUGACUCCUCUCCCCACCAACACCUUGUGCGUUUCAUGGCCCACCUGGUCCUGUUCUUCCGUUCCAUCGGAGUCCACACCAAAGAUGAGCUGUGCACAGCUAUACUGGAGCACUAUGUCAGGACCCUGAUUGAUGCAGGUGAGACCCAGCUGGUGGCAUUCUACACGGCCACGCUGCCUCUGGACCGACAGGUGCUGCUGUAUGCACACUUCCUGGAGCGAGUGGAGGAACACGCUGAGCGGCAGAUGUGCCUGGAGCUGGCCGAGGAAGCCGGGCUGGACAUCCCCACAAUAACCAAGACAGUUGUAGAGAACAUCCGCACCCGCGACCAAGGUGACUUCAAGGUCGGUGUGGAGAUCACGGCUGCCCUAGAGGCUGCCACAUCCGAAGACGACAGGCGAAAGAUCAGGGCCAUCGAUUGGCUGGUGUUUGACGAAUCACAGCGGGCUGAGGCGCUGAAGCAGAGUAAUGCCGUGAUGCGAACCUUCCUGGCCAUGAAGAAGCACACAGCAGCAAAAGAAGUCUUUGCGAAGAUUCCCACCGGGUCCGUGGAUGUCAUCAACCGGCAGUGGCAGAUUCAGAACGGGAGUGCACCGCUUCCUGCUGAAGACGAUAACGCCAUCAGGGAAUACAUCUGCAUACAGACCUACAUUAUGGCACAUGAUGAAUUCAAUGAUUGGUUCUCGCACUUUCACCACAACAAGCCACAAAGGCCCAAACUACAGGAAGGGGCAAACUUCACGGAGAAGGUGAAACAUGAACACAGAGAGCAGGAGUACAAGGUAGAGCUCAGCAGGUGGCACCACACGCUGUCCUCACAGACAGAAGAAGUCGUCACUAAGAUCUAUAACGUGCUGCUGUUCCCCGAUGGCUGGAUGGUGGACCAGAGAAUGGAGAGUCUGGAAGACGAGGGGCGGACCCACCAGCUGGACCUGCUGCGGCAGCUGUGCCUCCCCACCAUGUGCCUCCUGCUGCACACCAUCCUGCACCAGACUGGGCGCUAUGCAGACUGCAUGGUGCUGGCCGAUACCAUUGCGUCUGAACAACAUCAACUCUACACUGUCUUCAGGAGAGAUGAGCUGCAGAGGUUUCUGCAGAAGCUGCGGGACUCCUCCAUCCAGCUGCUGGACCAAAACCUCGACCCCCUGGGGUAUCAGAUGUCAUCUUAGAACAACAAAGUAUCAGACAUCAUUGCACGAUAUAUUUUCUUCCAACAUUUAAGAAAGCAUUCCUUUGUAAAAUCUUGAAGUUAAGUGUCAUAGUUUACAUGUCUGCAUUUACAAGGUUAAUGAAGAGAACUGAAAUAAAACAUUUACAAACUUUU